CAAUACUCCAUUAAUGGGAGCUUGUACAAUGUAAUGGUGAGGAGAGUCCUAAUGAGAAAGAGAGGGCUUGGACAUUAGCCUAAAAAGUCCCGUGGUUUUCUCCCUUUCGGGUUUCCACGUAAAAACUGAGUGUUCAUACAUAUAUUUACUAUAUCGUGUUGGAUUAAACUCAACACUGGCGCCGUCUGUGGGAAUCUGUCCAAAAAGAUUCAUCUGUUCUACUAUUCUUGAGUUUCUACGAAAAAUUCAUGACACAUGAACUGGUUUUCAACAAAGAAAAAGUGAUUCGGAAGAAAAAAUUCUACAAAAAAUGAUUCUGGGAAAGGAAAAAACGAAGAAGCUAUGAAAUCUGGGAAGUCCAAAUCUGGAUGCUUUUCCAGGCCUGAUUUUGAAGUCGCCGGAGCCGCCGCUGUCGCCCCCUCCGGCAUGGAACUUCCGAGGUAUCCACCGGCACCUGAGGGAACUCGCUGCAACGUUCCAGUUCUUGGCGUCCGGGUCUAUACAACAACUCCGUUUGUAACAAUGUAGCUCGUCGCCGGCGGCUAGGUCUGCCGCCGCGCCGCCGCUCGACAUCAGCCGUCAACCACUGGGCGCUCGUCCACCUGCUCAGAGGAAGUAGAAUCCGAAGCUCAAUAGAUCUCCUAACGAAACCGCGCCCUCUGGCCGGUCUCGUUCUGCCGCAACCACCGUCUGCACCGACGGAAAGUGGUCGGCACGUGCGGCCUGCCUCUGAGUUGAUAGGGUGUUCCAUCUGCCUUUCCUAGUAGAUGUACUCCGCAUAGAGGCUUUGGUCUAGAGCAGACCACGUCUGCAGGAUGAGGCCAAGCAAUGGGGGUCAAGUUGGGGAACUCGAGUGAGCCGAGGCCCUCCUGGUUUGGACGUACGUAGGCGUUGGACUUAGGAGUGGCUGAGUAAUUCAAGUCCUGGCUCUUGAGCAAAGUUGUGAAGAAUUUUGACCAGGUCAAAGCAAAAAAGAAUCAAAACAAUUUGAGGGAGUCCUAGCUGACCGAACGUCCAUUCUAAAAGCUAAGUACUCUUGCUUAUGCUUUUAAGUUAAAAUGCUUCGUAUUUAUACUAGUUUUGAUAUUAGUAUUUUCAUCACCAUUAUUUAUUAGGGAUAAAAAUGUCCCGAAAUAAAUAAUGUCGAGCAAAAUUCAAGUGAGUAAAGCUCUAGUGAUAGUUAGUUCGGCCACCAUUUUAUUAAAUGUUUAAUUGUUGGUGGGCCCGAUUAGCCCACUCUCGAUCGGCUUUGAUAAGCGAUCUGAGCGUCUCCAAGAGGGUAGUGCCCCGAUGACGCAUUUUAAUUUGAGGGUUGCACGUUAGUCAGCACGGCACUACGUGCCCGAUCGACGAUCGUACCCCAGUAUCAUCUACGCCAUUAGGCGCAAAGUGACUAUUGCCAACGCGGCCUGUGGGGCCCGAGGGCACCGAAGCGCUCAACCUCGUUUUUUCGAGGGUAGUGCGACCAACUUGGGUCUGAGUUUGAAAACUCACUGACCGAUGAAUGUCUCUAUGUGACGUUCGGCGGGCUUCUAAUUGGCCCCGCCGCGAGCUGCUGCGUCCAUUAACCCCGCACGAUGAGCCGGGCCGAGAGUCACGUUGGCCCAUAGGCCGGUAAUCGUGGAUGUUAAAGAGAAGCCAUGCAGAUGGUAAUGUGUGUAUACAUAUUGUCGGGCCGUGCGGCCCGUUACCAUGCUUAUUGCGCAGCUGAAGCCGCUCGACGUGAUCGAGCGAAAUGAUUAAAAGACGCUCGGUCUAAGUCCCAAAGACGCUCAGGGCCAGCUAAAGAGGAGACCACCACGGUUGAGAACCGUGGGACGAGCAUCUCCACCCCAGAGACCGAUGGCCCAGGAAGAACACCUAGAGGCCGAGGGUCUGGAGGGAACUGCCACGGCGAAGAACCGUGAGACGAUCAUCCAUCAUCCAGAGGCCAAGGGCCAAGAGGAAACCAUCACGGCUGAGAGCCGUGAUACGAGCAUCUCCACCCCAGGAGCCGGUGGCCUAGAGGAGACCACUACGGCCGAGGGUCGUGGGACCAUCCUUACAUCAUGACCGGCCCCUCGGCACGACAUGAUCAUCAUAUUUGAAGACCGGCCUCGUCCCCGCACUGCGCGGACGAGGACCGUUGCUUGAUUUCAGAUCGGCCUCCCAUUGCCGACACUAUGAUAUCACGACCGGCCUCUCGGCACGGCGUGUGUUCCAUACUUGAAGACCAGCCUCGUCCCCGCCCUCGCAGACGAGGACCGUUGCUUGAUUUUCUCAGGUCGGCCUCUCAUUGCCGACACCAUUAUACCACGACCGGCCUCUCGGCUCGGCGUGCUUAUCUUUUGAAGACCGGCCUCGUCCCCGCCCUCGCAGACGAGGACCGUUGCUUGAUUUUCUCAGGUCGGCCUCUCAUUGCCGACACCAUUAUACCACGACCGGCCUCUCGGCUCGGCGUGCUUAUCUUUUGAAGACCGGCCUCGUCCCCGCCCUCGCGGACGAGGGCCGUUGCUUGAUUUUCUCAGAUCGGCCUCUCAUUGCCGACACUGUCAUAUCAUGUUCGGCCCCCCGGCCCGGCGUGCUUGUCUUUUGAAGACCGGCCUCGUCCCCACCACCUCGCGGGCGAGGACCGUUGUUUGAUUCUUUCAGGUCGGCCUCUGACUGCCGACACUAUCAUAUUAUGUUCGGCCUCUCGGCACGACAUAUUUAUCUUUUGAAGACCGGUUUCAUCCCCGCGCUGCGUUGGAUGAGAGCCGUUGCUCGGAUAUAUCGGCCUGACCAGACAUUAUUGCCAUCUCCAUUAUCAGGACCGACUGCUCAGCGACAUUAUGAUCAUUGUAUAUCGGCUCCCAAUGCCGACCUUCUUGAGUUAGCGAUCGGGCUCACCCCUCCCUUCAGGAGGGUGACCAUCGCCUUCGCAUGACGACCAGCAUUUCCAUCGCCUCGUCAUUCUAUUCAUUUUGAUAUCCCACCACCAUUAUGUGUGACAUCACUUGUGGUCAUUCUUAGAACCGAUGAACGUAUUUUCCUCCCUCAAAAAAAAAAAAAAAAAAAAAAAAAAAAAAAGAUGGGGAGAAGGGGAGACGAGAUCCUAUGAGAGAGGGAGUCUUGACGAGGUAUGCCUGAUCUUCCUUCGCCGCGUAUGACGAACGUCUCCCGACGCGGAGGCUAGUAGGAACGUGGGGGGGGCUAGACGUACCAAAGGGAACCUCGGCAAGAUAAACCAGUUCCUCCCAUGACCCGUGGUUCGACGAACACCUUCUGCCAGAGCAGAAGGCUAGUAGGGCCACGAGCAUGAGACGACGAAGCAGGGAAUCCCGACGUGGAUAAACCGGUUCCUCCUUGCGAUCGUUGGAUGACCGAACGUCUUCUUCGAAGUAAGAAGAUUAGUAGGACCACGACAGGGACGAACGAAGAAUAGGGAAUCCCGACGUGGAUACACCUGUUCCUCCUUGCGAUCGUUGGUUGACCGAACGUCUUCUUCGAAGUAAGAAGAUUAGUAGGACCGCGACAAGGACGAACGAAGAAUAGGGAAUCCCGACGUGGAUACACCUGUUCCUCCUUGCGAUCGUUGGUUGACCGAACGUCUUCUUCGAAGUAAGAAGAUCAGUAGGACCGCGACAAGGACGAACGAAGAAUAGGGAAUCCCGACGUGGAUGAGUCUGUUUCUUCUCACAGUUGGGAUGACGAACGUCUCCUGCGAGACCAGGAGACCAGUACUCACGAGACUUGGGAAGAACAAAGAUCGAGUUCUUUACCGGAGUCUGUUGCGUGCCGAGUGUACACCGCUUAGCGGUCCAUACAUAGGACCACGGAUACGGUAGACGAACGAAGACCAGCUUCAUGGAUCAGACACGAAGAACCAGUUCUUUAUCGGAGUCUGUGCGUGCCGAGUGUACACCGCUUAGCGGUCCGUACAUAGGACCACGGAUACGGUAGACGAACGACGAUUAGCUCCCCAGCUCAGACAGGAGAGACAUUGCCCAGAUUUAUUUUCAGGCUCACCAUUCCUUCCCGGAUGGAGUCCUGGCAGACGAUCGGUUUCUCACAGCCAAUCAGGAGAGAGACUUGACACAUCACCAGCACGGCCGAGGGCCGCGAGAGGCCGAGGGCCAUGAGAUGAUCAUCACUAUUUUUAUGCAUCACGAUCGGCCCCUCAGCGCCAUCGUGUCCUGAUUCACGGUUCGGAUCGCCCAUUUCCCUCCAGGAUGGCGACGACCGUCUUAUGCAGUACGAUCGGCCCUUCAGCGUCAUCGUGUCUCUUUCACGUCCGGAUCGCGCAUCCCUUCCAGGAUGGCGACGAACGUCUUAUGCAGUGCGAUCGGCCCCUCAGCGCCAUCGUACCUGGCUCCACGGUUCGGCUCGCACAUCUCUUCUAGGAUGGCGACGAACGUCUUAUGCAGUGCGAUCGGCCCCUCAGCGCCAUCGUACCUGGCUUCACGGUUUGGCUCGCACAUUCCCUCCGGAUGGCGACGACCGUCUUAUGCAGCACGAUCGGCCCCUCAGCGCCAUCGUGUCUCUUUCACGUUCGGAUCGCGCAUCUCUUCCAGGAUGGCGACGAACGUCUUAUGCAGUGCGAUCGGCCCCUCAGCGCCAUCGUACCUGGCUUCACGGUUCGGCUCGCACAUUCCUUCCGGGAUGGCGACGACCGUCUUAUGCAGCACGAUCGGCCCCUCAGCGCCAUCGUGUCUCUUUCACGUUCGGAUCGCGCAUCUCUUCCAGGAUGGCGACGAACGUCUUAUGCAGUGCGAUCGGCCCCUCAGCGCCAUCGUACCUGGCUUCACGGUUCGGCUCGCACAUUCCUUCCGGGAUGGCGACGACCGUCUUAUGCAGCACGAUCGGCCCCUCAGCGCCAUCGUGUCUCUUUCACGUUCGGAUCGCGCAUCUCUUCCAGGAUGGCGACGAACGUCUUAUGCAGUGCGAUCGGCCCCUCAGCGCCAUCGUACCUGGCUUCACGGUUCGGCUCGCACAUUCCCUCCGGGAUGGCGACGACCGUCUUAUGCAGCACGAUCGGCCCCUCAGCGCCAUCGUGUCCCUUUCACGUUCGGAUCGCGCAUCUCUUCCAGGAUGGCGACGAACGUCUUAUGCAGUGCGAUCGGCCCCUCAGCGCCAUCGUACCUGGCUUCACGGUUCGGCUCGCACAUUCCCUUCAGGAUGGCGACGACCGUCUUAUGCAGCACGAUCGGCCCCUCAGCGCCAUCGUGUCUCUUUCACGUUCGGAUCACGCAUCCCCUCCAGGAUGGCGACGAACGUCUCAUAUGCAGCACGAUCAGCGCCCCAGCGCCAUCGUGUCUGGAUCGUGUUCGGCUCGCCCAUCCCUUCCAGGAUGGCGACGAACAUCUCUUAUACAGCUCGAUUGGCCCCUCGGCGGCAUCAUGCCUAGUUCACCUCCGGCUCCGCCCAUGCCAUCUCGGAUGGGGGACCCGUCGUAUGCAGCAUGAUUGGCCCCUCGGCGGCAUCAUGUCUAGUCCACCUUCGGCUCCGCCCAUGCCAUCUCGGAUGGGGGACCCGUCUUACGCAGCGCGUCUGCUUCUCGGCGCUGACAUGCCCGGGUUAUCGAUGAGAGCUACUGCUUCUAUCACAUCUUGCAUUCCCUCUCUCAUACAUUACAUACAUACAUUACAUGCAUACAUACAUUCAUGCAUCAUACCUCAUACAUUCAUACAUACACACGUGCAUCAUGUUUUGACAGUACCGCGACGUCGGUUUAUAGAUGAUGGACCUCUAAGCUUCUCCGAUUGGAAAGCUCGAGUCAGAGUCCUUUACUCCCGCCUGAUGCAUUCAGGGGGAGUGUGCCCGUGGAGGAGCACCCUUCGCCCGACCCUGUCGGGAAGGGGGGUGCCUCACUGGUAGAUUACGUUCAGGAGUGCAGACACUCACUCCUAUAUGACGAUUAUGUGAAGACACAGUUUCCAGCAAGACAGAGGAAGAGCGUAGGCAGAGUAUAUUUUCUCGAGCAGAUUCGCGAGCUCACUACUCAAGAAACUGGGGGACUUGUGUUGGGAUAUAUUAUCCCGGCCUAUUACUGUUCAUGAGUCCAAGGCUUUACGUAGUACGGAGCCCGAGCAGCUAGGCCCAUUUCGGCCCAUCCGGCCCACUUUAGCCAUUUAGGCCCGAUGUUGGCCCGUUUGGCCCAUUAGGGUGGAGAGCACCCCUUCCCCUUUGUCUAUAAAUAGGGAGCUUAGCUUCCAUAUUAUGGAUCCCUUUGGAUCUUUUCCUUCUUCUUCCUUCUCACUAGAAUAGCUUACAAUACCCCAUUAAUGGGAGCUCAAAAUGUACUAUGUAAUGGUGAGGAGAGUCCUAAUGAGAAAGAGAGGGCUUGGACAUUAGCCUAAAAAGUCCCGUGGUUUUCUCCCUUCCGGGUUUCCACGUAAAAACUGAGUGUUCAUACAUAUAUUUACUAUAUCGUGUUGGAUGAAACUCAACACAUGGUAUCAGAACCAAUUCGAUCCAUGGUGUGGGCCCUCUUAUGAAAAAUGACGACACGAUUAUGGAAAAAUGACAAUAAAGAACCGACGAAAAAAAUUGAAUGACGGCACGAUCCAGACGAAGUGUCUGGUCUGGGCAUUGUUUUUCAAUAAUAAUUUCGAAGUGUCUGGUCUGGCAAAAAUUUACAAAAAAAUAAUUUCGAAUUCGCUUGGGAAUUUAGUUAAAUAAAUUAUUGAAAAACACUACGUUUUUCAAACAAAUAUGAAGCGCAUUGUUUUUCAAUAAUUUAUUUAACAGACUUCUCGAAUGAUCUUUAAGCAAAAAUUUUGUGGGCGUAAUCUACACUUAAUGAAAAACAUAAUCACAAACUUUGAUCAAGCAAUUUCAUCCGAAAGCACCUAAAAUUGGUUUGGUCGUACAGUACUUCUGAUUAAGUGUGCCUGAGGUGAACGAG
Messenger RNA from Cuscuta epithymum, 6865 nucleotides. Lineage: Eukaryota; Viridiplantae; Streptophyta; Magnoliopsida; Solanales; Convolvulaceae. The record is from the annotation of a GenBank genome assembly.